Molecule: messenger RNA, 2005 nt
Organism: Stegastes partitus (bicolor damselfish)
Lineage: Eukaryota; Metazoa; Chordata; Actinopteri; Pomacentridae
Gene: slc35a2
Product: solute carrier family 35 member 2
Exons: 5
Coding region: 339-1460 (373 amino acids)
Biological process (GO): pyrimidine nucleotide-sugar transmembrane transport
Cellular component (GO): Golgi membrane
Molecular function (GO): pyrimidine nucleotide-sugar transmembrane transporter activity
Source: RefSeq, a predicted model, not a curated record
UCGGAGUGGCACCUCCUGCUCUCGGCUCCACCUCCGCCGCUGUAGUCCCUUCGCUUCCCGGACACCUCGGCUGCUCCGCGGACUGUUCUCCUCCUGAUGUUCCCGCUGGUUCCUCCGUUGGUUCCUCCGCAGGCUCCUCUAUCCGCCCCGGUUCCGGUCCGUCCUCAGGCCCACAGACGCGCCGCCGCCUCCCGCCUCAGCCCGAGCAGCGAGCCGGAGGUCGGAGCCCCGGCCGCGUCCAGACCGUGAGCGGCGCUAGCUGCGGGGCUAGCGGCGCGUUAGCCGAGCAGGCAGCGGGGCGAAGGCUCGGUCCGGACGGCCGGCACAGGGAGCGCAGCAUGGCCGGAGGGAACCACAGCAAAGCCGGGGAGGAGAGGGCAGCGAGCCGGGGUCAGAGCGAAGCCAACAGGAGGCUGAAGUACAUCAGUCUGGCGGUUCUGGUGGUCCAGAACGCGUCGCUCAUCCUCAGCAUCCGGUACGUGCGCACGUUGCCCGGCGACCGCUUCUUCACCACGUCGGCCGUGGUCAUGGCGGAGGUCCUGAAGGUGCUGACCUGUCUGCUCAUCAUCCUGCUGCAGAGGAGAUUCAACGUGAAGGAGACGGUCUACUUCCUGGUCGACUCCAUCGUGUUCCAGUACAAAGACACGCUGAAGCUGGCGGUUCCGUCUCUGAUCUACACGCUGCAGAACAACCUGCAGUACGUGGCCAUCUCCAACCUGCCGGCGGCCACCUUCCAGGUGACCUACCAGCUGAAGAUCCUGACCACGGCUCUGUUCAGCGUGCUGAUGCUCAGGAAGUCCCUGUCCAGGGUCCAGUGGGUCUCUCUGCUGCUGCUGUUCGCCGGCGUCGCCAUCGUGCAGGUGCAGCAGGAGGGCAACAAGGAGGCGUCGGUGUCGGGCGGCUCCAACCAGAACUACACCGUGGGGCUGGUUGCCGUGGUGAUCAGCUGCCUGUCGUCGGGCUUCGCCGGCGUCUACUUCGAGAAGAUCCUGAAGGGAAGCUCCGCCUCCGUGUGGGUGCGCAACGUGCAGCUGGGCAUCUUCGGCACGGCGCUGGGCAUGCUGGGCCUGUGGUGGAACGACGGCGCCGCCAUGGCCCAGCGCGGCUUCCUGUUCGGCUACACCGACAUGGUGUGGUGCGUCAUCUUCAACCAGGCGUUCGGCGGGCUGCUGGUCGCCGUGGUGGUCAAGUACGCCGACAACAUCCUGAAGGGCUUCGCCACCUCCUUCUCCAUCGUGGUGUCCACCGCCAUGUCCGUCUACCUGUUCGGCUUCCACGUGGACCCGCUGUUCACGGCGGGGGCGGGGCUCGUCAUCGGCGCCGUCUACAUGUACAGCCUGCCCAAAGCCAGCGGCUCCCCGAGCUCCUCCUCCUCGGCCUCGGCGUCCUCGGCGUCCCCGCAGGCGGACGGCGGCGCCGACAUGGAGGCCUUCCUGCCAAAGUCAGUGCUGGUCAAGUGAAGCUCUCUCUGUGGGCGGGGUCAGAGUCCACCUGGGCGUCCAGCUGCCAAUCACAGAGCUUCCUCUGCUGCUGCUCCUCCCCUGCUCUCCGCUAAGCCCCGCCCCUGAGCUCCUCAGAUCCUCCUCCUGUUCUUAACCUCCCCCUCCUCUUCAUCCUCCUCGUCCUCAUCAUCAUCAUCCUCCUGAGUGUCUGCGUCGCCAAUCAUUCCUUCAGCCUGAAACUUGCUGUUCACUUCUGAUUAUUGAUCUUCAGCAGAAGUCUGACUGAUUGAUCUUCACUUUAUUUAAACCGUAGCAGUAGCAGCAGCGUGAGCAUGUGGUCCAGGUGGAGACCUUCAGACCCACCAGCAGCUUCUGGCUUCAGUCAAAUCACCACAAACACACGAAAGAUUGUUGAUUUUUCAGAGCCGAUUAAAUCUAUAAGUGAUCAUUGAUCAUUGAUCAGGUCCUGAUGUUCCUCUGACUGGGACCGCUGCAGCCCUGCUCCUCCUCCCCCCCCCCACAUCACCACCUUCCUUCUCCUCCUCCUCUUCUUCCUCCUCCUG